GCCUCGAGCGAGUCGGUCGUGUUGCCAGAACAAAACGUGGAUCUGUGUGUGACUGUGUGUGCUGUGUUUGUGUGUGUUUACCACGGUCCAUAGUUCCUCUGAAGUCGUCCAGUGCGACAUCUUAAAUCACAAAUAAUCGCGAUGUGUUUAUGAGAUCUACACCCGUGUGAGGCAGCGCGACGCGGCGAGGAUGUGGGCGCGGUACGUGUGCGCGGCGCUGCUGCUGCCGCUGGCGCUGAGUAGGCACGACGACGACUUCGCCUUCGACAACAACGAGGAGUUCCAGGUGGAGCUGACAGCGAACCACUCUGAGAUCGCGAAGAACGGCCUAACCCGGCUCUGGGGGGUUCCCGACACGUCGGCCUACGUCGGACACCUGUUCCGAAUGGAGAUACCCAAGGAGGCCUUCUCCGGAGAUGUUAUAGCUUAUAAGGUACGAACGGAGGACGGGCGGCCUAUGCCGUCGUGGUUGGCGGUGGACACGAAGCACGGGCUGGUGAGCGGUAUACCGCUGCGGCGGGACAUCGGUUCGCACACCUUCACGGUGGUGGCCCAUGCGAGGACGCACGGCCUCACCGCUACAGACUCGUUCACUAUCGAGGUGAAGAAGUCAGAAGACAAACCGCAGUCAAAGUACGGUUCCUGUCACCGCGAGAACCGUCUAGUGCUGGCCAUCCUCAUAGAUGCAGCCUUCCACCGCAUCAGCCCACGGCAGAGGAUACGAGCGCUCAUGGAGCUCGCCAAUUUCAUGGCGUUGGAUGGGGACGAGUUCUGGAUGGAGCCGUAUAAGGCGGAGUCGACGCGCGCGCACACCGCGCUCAUGAGCGGGCCCGGCGACGUCAAGCGGCGACGCGGACCCGCCACCACGGCGAUAUACCUCAACGUGGGUUGCGGCGAGAAGCUAUGGCCUCGUCACAAGGUGCUUGUCGGCGGUAUGAGGGAGCAGGCGCGAGACGGCACCAUACCGCAGCUGCUGCGGCUGCCGGUGCUGGGCUGGAGGCUGCUGGCUGUCAAACCCACGCCGCGGCCUAAGAGAAACUCUCCUGUCGACGUGAGCUCCGGCGACUACGACUUCUCAAAGGGCGAGGGGGAGGAGGGCGAUGAUGAUGACUACAGCGGCUUCGGUGACGAAGAUUACGAUGAAGACGACGACUACACCGGCCAGAUCGACGUCGGCGCGGCGCCUGAUAUGGAUCACAAAGUCAAGAUAACAGAGUACAGCGAGACUGCCUCGGAAGCCAGCAACGUCAAUUUCUCCAAGGAACCUCCACCCGUCAACCCAAGACUGCUGGAAGAGGAGUUCAGAAUCGCCACCAUCCCAGAAACGGCGGAAGUGCCCACAGAACCGGAAACUCAAACGGUUAUAAUACGCGCGUCGAACGAAGUGCCGACGAUGUCGUCGCCUAUUCCGUCGUCCGUCGAGACGGAGUCGACUGAGACGACGCCUUCGACGACUUCGUCUACUUCGACGACCACCUCGACGACGACGACGACGACGACAACAACAACAACAACGACGCCGCCGCCUCCGACGACACAGUCGACGUCGACAACCACAGAGCCGGCGAUAACGGUGCCGAAGACAUUACCAGUGAUCACGACGACGCCAGAACCGACGACCACGGAGGAAGUCACCAAACAGGAUGUGAACGAGAUAAUAACGUCAACGGAUCAGUCGAGCACCAUCGUCGGUCGCACGACAGAGACCGUCACCUUCCCCAUGCCCGUCAACCAGCCCCCGGUACUGAAGAAUCAUAUGAAGAAACUGGCUAUUAAGGCUGGGAAGGCUUUCAGAUACAUAAUCCCGGCGAACCUGUUCUGGGACCCGGAGGAGGGCGGCAACCUGACGUACCGCAUGUCGGAGCCCGACCGCGCGCCGCUGCCGCCCGACAGCUGGGUGCACUUCGACCCCGCGCACAGAGAGGUCUACGGCCUGCCACUAGAAUCGCACGUUUCUCGCUGGAACUUCAUAGUCGAAGCCCAAGACAGCGAAGGACUCGUGGCGAGCGGGCCCCUGGACAUCUGGGUGCAGCAGCACGAGAAGAUCAGGACCAUCAACCACCGCUUCACCCUGCAGUUCGAGCCCCUCAAGGAGUACCCACACGCCAUAGACUGGCAGAUCCGCGCUUUGGAGGGGAUCGUGAAUCUGUUCAGGGACACCGACAUGGAUCAUCUGACGGUGCUCAACGCGACGGUGGUCGGUGACACGUACGAGUUUGUGUGGUCUAAUGAUACCCUGCCUAAGGAUCCGGAAUGCCCCGUCGAAGAUAUUAAUAGGCUGAUGAAAAUAAUGGAGAGCUCCGAAGGCAGCGGUUUACCAUCCGAGGCGUUAUCGCGCGCCAUGUCGCCCGCGCUCGCAGUGCGGCGCGUGUCCGCGCGCGGCGUUGGCAACUGCGCGCGUCCCGACGCGUCCCCGCCCAACACGUACCCGCCCGUGUCGCGCAACCAGGUCGACCAUAUUACCGCGGUUGCUGGGAAACUGUUGGUGCAUAAGGUGCCAGAAGACACAUUCUACGACCCCGAGGACGGCGACACGCGGCGGCUGCAGCUGUCGCUCCGGUUCAGCGACCGCUCUCCGCUGCCGCCCACACACUGGCUGCAGUUCGACGCCCGCAACCAGGAGUUCUACGGCCUGCCCGCUGCUGCGGACGAGGGAAGCGUGCAUUACCAGCUGAUUGCCGAAGACUCGACCAAGAAAAGCGCUUACGACAGCCUCAUUGUGGAGGUUGCUAAAGCGCCGACGAUACGACCGACAGUCGAGUUCCAGAUGACAAUGGAUCCCUCGCCCAACCUCAUCAACAGUGCCGCCAACAAACGGAAGGUCGUCGAGAAGUUGGCAGCACUGUUCGGACAGAAAGACACAGACAAUAUUAGGAUACAGAGCAUCACUGAUAAUCCUACUACUAUUAUAUGGUACAACACCAGUCUGCCAAUGGACAGGUGUCCGAAACGAGAGAUCGAGGAGCUCAGACGAAUGAUCAUCGUCGACGACAGGGGCGCGGGGGGAGGGAAUCUCCGGGAACACGUCGACCAGAUAUUCGACAAAGACCUCAAGGUCAUGUCUAUCAGACUUAUACCUCUAGGACUAUGCGCUGAACAGAGCACUAAGACUGCCAAAGCCCCCCCUCCGCCUACAGCUAAUGUGCUCAACAAGGCAGGCAGUGGGGAGUACUCUGAUUAUCUCCUGACGUUCGUGAUACCGGCCAUAGUGAUUGUGUGCAUGAUACUAGUGGCGGGAGUCAUCGCCGCCAUCUUGUAUAGACGACGACGCACCGGUAAAAUGAGCGUCGGUGAUGAAGAGGAGAGACAAGCGUUCCGCUCGAAGGGCAUCCCCGUGAUAUUCCAAGACGAGCUGGAAGAGAGGGCGGAGCCCGAGCCCGCCGACAAGAGCCCCGUCAUCAUGCGAGAAGAGAAGCCGCCCCUGCUGCCCCCAGCGCCGGAUUACCGCCCCGACGCCCCCUACCGCCCCCCGCCCCCUUUCGCCGCCUCCCGCACGCCGCCCCGCCCCAAGGCCACGCCCACUUACAGAAAACCGCCCCCGUACGUGCCCCCAUAAGAGAGUAGAAACACAAAAUGGCGGAGCAGAGUUUUCGCAGCUAAUUAACAAAAUACGGGGGUAGUCCAAAAUAUUUUAGUUUAAAAUAAGGCCCACUUACAGAAAACCAACCCCGUACGUUUGUGGGGGAGCUGCAGCUAUUUUUAAAAAACUACCCUGACUGAGGGUAGUCCAAUAAUUCACUUUUAAAAUUUGCGGGGCAGACUUGCAGCUAAUUAACAAAACUACCACAAAUGAGGGUAGAAUAUUUUAGUUUUAUAUAAGUUUUGUUUACGUUAAAGAAUCCUAGUCGAGGCAACUUCACGGGCGUAUACAUAGCCGGAUGCAUUUAUUUCGAAGUAGAUAUAUGACCUCAUGUAUGGAAUUGCACGAUUGUUCCGUGUAAGGUAGGUUAUGGUUUGUGGAAAUAAAGACUUGAGGUGUUCGGUAGCGACCGCGACUCGCGAGUGAUUGUCGCGCGACUUACCCCUAAUGAAACCCCGCAGUCGCUUGUCGCGGUCGCUAUCAACCGAAUUCUACCUUUACGGUGAAUAUUAUUAGUGUUAGAUGGAGUAGAUGUUAUAGCCUCGAGUUAUGGUCAUGUCCUAUAUACGAAUUCUUUAUAAUGUACUAAUAAAAUUAUAUUUCGCGUCAAUAGAAUGGCCUACAGGUCGUUGAACCUAUCUGUACCGAGAAAUUUGUAGUAUAAAUCGGCUUCUACUACGAUACGUUAUUAUUUUAGUACCCAGUUUGUUGAUUAUGGUCAACGACCUUUAGUUCAGGCACCCUAAGGUUACGAAGCGUACGCACCCUAUACUAUCAGAGACCAAACUAAUUGAAUUAAAUUGGCUGAUGUAGCACACAAAUUGUUAUAUAAAUGUAAUUAACAUAUCGAAAACUUUAGCCUUUAGUAUAGUUCUUCCAGACACAAAUAUUUAAAUAGAAUGUGUGUGUAUUCAAAUGUUAUAUGAAAUGUUAUGGAUGUGGUGACUAAUAGCACUUCACUAAACGCUAUUUAGGAGACGAGUGAGUAGGUAAAACACUCGAUAACGAUUAACGACACUAAUGGCCGUUCCCAAUAUUUGAUCUAUCUCUGGUUUUGCCCUACUAGAGAUA
Aricia agestis (brown argus) is the source of this 4651-nucleotide messenger RNA. It is a transcript of the gene Dg, whose product is annotated as dystroglycan. The coding region runs from base 191 to 3556 and encodes 1121 amino acids. Gene Ontology annotation, biological process: axon guidance; muscle attachment; morphogenesis of an epithelium. The record is from RefSeq and is a predicted model, not a curated record. Gene Ontology annotation, molecular function: laminin binding; calcium ion binding. The transcript is spliced from 19 exons. Gene Ontology annotation, cellular component: dystrophin-associated glycoprotein complex; dystroglycan complex; sarcolemma. NCBI's taxonomy places the organism in Eukaryota, Metazoa, Arthropoda, Insecta, Lepidoptera, Lycaenidae.